Messenger RNA from Entrophospora sp. SA101, 1290 nucleotides. The record is from the annotation of a GenBank genome assembly. Lineage: Eukaryota; Fungi; Glomeromycota; Glomeromycetes; Entrophosporales; Entrophosporaceae.
AUGGAAAGACAAGGUGUCUAUCCAAAUAAGGAAUCAUUCGAGUUAUUAUUAAAAGCUAUAACUACAGAAACUAAAGGACAUGAUUCAUACUCUGUCAGAGCUACUCACUUGGUCACAGAUGAUUUACCAAAAUUAUCAAUCGAAGAAGGCCUUGAAAAAACAAUAUCGGGAGAAUUCCAAGAAUUGUUAACUACCAAAGAUCCACAAGAAUCUUCAAAGAGUACAUACACAAUAAAUUUUGGACCGCAACAUCCAGCUGCUCAUGGAGUUCUUCGAUUGAUUUUGGAAUUAGAUGGUGAAGUGAUAAAAAGAGCAGAUCCGCAUAUUGGUCUUUUACAUAGAGGAACAGAAAAACUUAUAGAAUAUAAAACUUAUUUACAGGCACUCCCAUAUUUUGAUCGUUUAGAUUAUGUUUCAAUGAUGACAAAUGAGCAAUGUUAUUCAUUAGCAGUUGAGAAAUUGUUGAAUAUUGAAAUUCCCGAACGUGCAAAAUUUAUUCGUACAUUGUUUGGAGAAAUUACAAGAUUAAUGGAAUAUUAUGAACGUGUAUCGGGAGCUCGAAUGCACGCAGCAUAUGUACGACCAGGCGGAGUGUCUCAGGAUAUGCCAUUAGGCUUGAUGGAAGAUAUAUAUCAAUGGGCAACACAAUUCGGUGCUCGCGUAGAUGAAGUUGAAGAGGUUUUAUCAGCAAAUCGUAUAUGGAAAAAUAGGACUAUGGAUGUUGGUUUAGUUACUGCACAGCAAGCACUGGAUUAUAGUUUUUCUGGUGUGAUGUUACGUGGCUCAGGUAUCAAUUGGGACAUACGUAAAGUUCAACCAUAUGACGCAUAUGAUAAAGUUGAAUUUGAUGUCCCAGUUGGUACAAAAGGUGACUGUUACGAUCGUUUUCUUUGUCGUGUCGAAGAAAUGCGACAAAGUCUAAGGAUUAUUCAUCAAUGUUUGAACAAAAUGCCAACCGGAGCUGUUAAAACCGAUGAUUGGAAAAUAGUUCCUCCUAAUAGAUCGUCCAUGAAAGAGUCUAUGGAGGCAUUAAUUCAUCAUUUCAAGUUAUUUUCUGAAGGUUUUACUGUUCCACCCGGAGAAACUUAUACUGCAAUUGAAGCACCCAAAGGGGAAUUUGGUGUUUAUUUAGUUUCAGAUGGCACCAAUCGUCCAUAUAGGUGUAAAAUACGCGCACCAGGUUUUGCACAUUUAGCUGGUUCAAACUUCAUGAGUACUGAUCAUUUUAUUGCUGACAUGGUAGCAAUUAUCGGUACUAUGGAUGUAGUCUUUGGUGAAAUUGAUCGAUAA